AUGCCUACGCCGACGAAGGUGUGCCCAGCAGUUUAUCACAAAAGUGAUGUUCAUGUCUGCUGUUGCCCUCCCCGCAACAACUUCCACAAGAAAGCAAUCUUCGACGGCAAGAUUGGGAUUUGGCCGUUCGUGGUGCAGCUGCCGGCCCAGAGGAACAGCAAGAAUAGGGCCAAGGGUACGAUGCUCACAGUGCCUCAAAGUGUGACGUCGGACGUCUACCGAGCGAUAAUUUUGGAGAACGUCGUGCCGGCAAUCAAGGCGAAAAUGCCAUGGCGCGAUCAGGCCGGGACAAUUGUUUUGCAUCAGGACAAUGCGAGCCCCCAAAACUGCGUCACGUCGAAAAUGCUUUAG
Molecule: messenger RNA, 351 nt
Organism: Aphanomyces astaci
Lineage: Eukaryota; Oomycota; Saprolegniomycetes; Saprolegniales; Verrucalvaceae
Exons: 1
Coding region: 1-351 (116 amino acids)
Molecular function (GO): nucleic acid binding
Source: RefSeq, a predicted model, not a curated record